Molecule: messenger RNA, 1680 nt
Organism: Xylaria bambusicola
Lineage: Eukaryota; Fungi; Ascomycota; Sordariomycetes; Xylariales; Xylariaceae
Exons: 1
Coding region: 340-942 (200 amino acids)
Source: RefSeq, a predicted model, not a curated record
AUCUCAAUGGGGUUGCUUCUUAAGCUAUGCAGGUAUUCAUCAACUACAUUGUGUAUAUCUCAACCACUCACCAACGAAGUCAUACAAAACUUUUUUCCUAUCAAAGCACGCACUUGUAACCGUGUAUAAGAUUCCAAAGUCAACCUUUCAAAAGACUGAUGUAUACUUUCAAUACUUCUCACACAACAAAUAACCUAAGUCUAGCUUUACACCAUAAUGCCAUUGUUCCUUAUUCAUUCAAUAAAGCAGGCCAUUGUAGCAUAACAGCUAAGAGCAAAGAGAACAACCAAAGAACAAUCAGCACUACAGAAAAGAAGCUAGGUAGCAAUUUGAAUAUAAAUGACCAGGAAAUCCUUCAAUUCCAGAACUCUCGAUCUCAUCAUCAUCAUCAAGCAACCAGAUAAACAUCAACGUGACAUAGCCAUAACCAACUUACGAAUAACAGCCUUCAAUACACCCACAGCAACAAUGCCCGUCACUAAUUCACUCCAACGCUACCUCGCAGAAGUCGACAUGAAUCUCUUCUCCAACGAAACCCUAGAAGACCUCUUCUCCAUCCUCAACGUCUACAUAGACGACUUCAACGACCCGGCCUCCGUCCUCACAAAGCUCUGCAAUCUGGAAGACCGACUCGAGGACGUGGUGUCCAACACGGAAGACCCGCUGACAAUAAUCGGAUUCCAAGCGCUCCAGUCCGUUCUCGAAAAAGUCGAGCAGACGAUCAUGGACUCUCACAAGCUCCUGCUCGUCCCGCCCCCUGUGAAUGACGACGCCGCUAUCGCGAUUCGCGAUCGAGCGCUAUAUGUGGUGCGGACCUGGCAAGUCCAGGAGGCGCAUAUGAAGUGGCUCUGGACGCUGGUUCGACAGGGUGAGCCGGAGCUCAUGGAGCGAUUCGUAGUCGACGCUUUGAGAUUUCCCACGACUCCUAACCAUCGUAUCUGAGCUGAGGUGUACGAGAGCUAUGAGUUUGAUCCAGCGACCUACCUACCUACUUACUUACAUUGAAUCAUUCGCAGCAAUUUACAUCCUUUUCCAGUUUCCUCAUUUCUAGAUUCCCAAUCUACAUAGAACUAACUCCCUUCGUAUCUGCAUCCUAAUAGAAAUCGCUUUCCCUCCCAUCUCAAACUUAACAACGUUAUAUAUUCAACAACCAAGUUUAAUACAAUUAAUUGGUGUUUAGAGGAUUUGACAUGUGUUUCCCCAUACUAAUACAAUAGCGCACACCAUCAAUACGUAGUUACCUAACUAAAUUUUGUGUAAAAAAAAAAGUGCUCCCCGCCCCCUUUAAAACGUCAUCAUUACAAAAAUCUAAGACAUGCCAGUCUCCUAGCACAUUGCAGUUACUUUCCAAUUACAACCACGUGUCGUCGUAGCCUCUGUACCUAAUAAAGGGAGCUAACAAUUCACAUCCUAUAACGAAACCCGAAAUGAAUAAAUGAAGUUACUGAUAAAUAGGUAUAAUUCAUCGAGUCAUCAAUCAUGAGAGCACACACACAAGCGCUGUCUAGAUACAAAUCCCCAAGUUCACCCUCCCAUCAUCCACCGACUCGCUCCAUGCGACACGCGCCCAAUGCCGAAAAGAGAAUAAGAGGAAUGUGUUUCAAAUCCCGGUCAUAGAAGGAAACAAAAAGAAGAAAUUUAUAGUGAGAAAAUCACAUCAUAUCGAUUCAUCCAUGUUUA